AUGACCAGGCUCAAAGAAGACAAGAUGGCGACCAAUGCUUCGCCAGCAGAGAAAGACAUUGCAACUGAGUCCGCUACGAUGGAGCCUCUCGAGUCUGUACAGACCAACAAUGUCCGACCAGCAUGCUUCAAGUCGACCGCGCAAGAGGUGCUGUUCGUCCUGACGGCCACUAUGGCCAUCGCCAUGCAAGCCAUGCUAGCCGGAUCUGUGACCGUCACAUCUUCCUUCAUCGGAGCCGAUCUUAAGAUGACUACGGCAGAAGUCACAUGGAUAUCCUCAGCAUCUUCGCUGUCGAGUGGAGCGUUCUUACUCUUUUUCGGCAAAGUUGCAGACUUGUUUGGCCGCAAGAGUAUGUUCGUCGGCUCACUCUUCCUCUUCGCCGUCUUUGCCCUGGUGGCUGGUUUCGCAAAGUCUGCUAUUGCAAUUGAUGUUCUUAACGGUAUCAUGGGUCUCAUGUCUGCGAGUGGCGUGCCACCAGCCGUCGGCAUUCUGGGAGUCGUCUACGAGAAACCGUCGAAGCGCAAGAAUUACGCCUUCGCCUGUUUUUCAGCUGGCAACCCUCUUGGCUUCGUCUUCGGGACAAUUUUAGGCGGUCUGGCCACCAACCUUUUCGGCUGGCGAGCCUCAUUCUGGCUGAUAGCCAUCAUAUUUGGUGUCUUCACGGUUGUGGGUAUAUUCACGAUACCACGAGACUUUACUGCUAAAGAACCUAUGAAUAUGGAAACGCUCAAGAAAUUCGACCUGCUCGGAACUGUCUUCAUCAUCUUCGGCAUUGGCAUGUUCUCCGCGGCACUCAGUCUAGGCGAGACUGCUCCACAAGGCUGGAAGACUGGCUACGUCCUAGCGCUACUGAUCGUUGGCCUGGCCUUGAUGGUCGGCUUCGUGUUCUGGGAUCUCUGGUACAAGUAUCCGCUAGUUCCCAUGAACAUUUGGAAGGACCGCAACUUUUCUCUGUCCUUAUGCAUCCUACAGCUCGGCUUUAUGGCCUUCAUCCCUGGGAACUUCUUUAUGGCCCUCUACUUUCAGCAAGUCUGGCAUCUGUCUGCAUUAGCGGUAGCGGUGCGGCUGUUGCCCAUGGCCAUCAUGGGCAUGAUCGUGAAUGUUGUCGCAGGCUUGAUCCUGCACAAGAUUUCGAACAAGCUUCUGAUGCUGAUCGCCACUUUGGCGUACUCUACUGCCUUUCUACUUAUGGCUUUCAAUCGACAUGAUAGCAGCUAUUGGGCCUUCUGCUUUCCCGGAUUCAUUCUUAUGGUAGUCGGCGCGGACCUUGAAUUCAAUGUCGCAAACAUGUAUGUGAUGUCGUCGAUGCCGGCACACCAACAAUCAGUUGCCGGUGGUAUAUUCCAAACAGUCGCCAAGCUAUGUACGACCCUGGGCUUUGGCAUCUCCACAGCAGUGUUCAACGCGGUCCAGCAGAACCCGCGGAUGGCGUCCUACUGGGACAGGACUACUCAGCCUUAUGCGGCGACUAUGUGGGCAGCUGUAGCGAGCUCGUUGCUUGCAUUAUGCCUUAUACCGUUUUUGACGCUGGGUACUCAGGGCGGCAAGCAAGAGGCCAAGGUAUCUGUCACGACCAGCGAUGCGGGAGAAACACGCCAAAUAUGUUUGCAUCACGAAGACGAGAAGAGGCUUGAGGGCAAUGUAUCGAUAGCGCAAGCAGGACCAGCACAAGCUGCGAUGUAG
Molecule: messenger RNA, 1683 nt
Organism: Recurvomyces mirabilis
Lineage: Eukaryota; Fungi; Ascomycota; Dothideomycetes; Mycosphaerellales; Teratosphaeriaceae
Exons: 2
Coding region: 1-1683 (560 amino acids)
Biological process (GO): transmembrane transport
Cellular component (GO): membrane
Molecular function (GO): transmembrane transporter activity
Source: RefSeq, a predicted model, not a curated record